Molecule: messenger RNA, 351 nt
Organism: Ilex paraguariensis (yerba mate)
Lineage: Eukaryota; Viridiplantae; Streptophyta; Magnoliopsida; Aquifoliales; Aquifoliaceae
Source: the annotation of a GenBank genome assembly
AUGGCCUUAACAGCUAUGGCAAGUACCGUCAUUUCCUAUAAAGUACAAGCAAUAGAUAACAGAGAAGGAAGAAUAAGAACAAGAGGUACAGAGAGAGGAAGGAGAGGGCUUCUCCUUUCAACUGCAAUUGCAGUCAUCCAAGUCAAUGACUCCAGGACUGAGCUUCUAAAAAAAUAUCUGAAGAAAUCAGAGGAAAGCAAGACCAAGAAUGAUAAGGAGAGACUAGAGAGUUACUACAAGCGCAACUACAGGGAUUACUUCGGUUUGUUAGAAGGAUCUUUGAGGCAGAAAAAAGAGCAGCUCUCUGAAUCAGAGAAAGGCAUUCUUGAAUGGCUUGACAAAAACAAUUAA